AUGCGAUCAGACCCCCGGUUCGGAAAGACCGUUGUUCGGCAUCAAUCCAGACGAUUUAUACCGAAUCGCGGAAGUUCUUUUCUCCAGACAAUUUUUGGCGGAGCCGUCAAAAUCAACAACGAGUCUCCUUUCUUUUACUUUCUGUCGACCAAACUCACCUCAAACAGAACCCUCAAAAUCUCUGGCAACAAUCUUGUCCUGCUAGGUCAGUCUAAUAACUCUGUUUUAUGGUCCACGAAUCUUACUAGAGGAAAUAUUAGUUCUCCAGUGGUAGCAGAACUUCUUUCCAACGGUAAUUUUGUAAUGAGGUACUCCAACAACACUACAAGUGGAUUCUUGUGGCAGAGUUUCGAUUUUCCGACGGAUACUUUAUUUCCGGAGAUGAAACUAGGUUACGAUCGCAAAACAGGGCGCAGCAGGUUCCUCACGUCAUGGAGAUCCAAAGAUGAUCCCUCAAGCGGGAAUUUCACGUACAAACUCGACACUAGAAGGGGUUUGCCAGAAUUUUUCGUGAUGGCUAACGAUUUUGAAAUAUAUCGGAGCGGUCCGUGGAAUGGAAUCGAGUUUAGUGGCAUACCGAAGGCGAAGGAUCAAGGACUGAGUUUCAUGGUUUGCAGUUAUACGGAGAACAGCGAUGAGGUAUCUUACACGUUCCGUAUUGCCUCCCAAAGCUUCUUCUACUCUAGAUUGACAAUCGAGGCCUCUGGGAACCUCGAUCUAUUCACGACGUCGUUCCUGUCAUCUCGAUGGAGGGCUUUGAGAAAUUUACCGGUUGACGAGUGUGAUUAUUAUAAUUUAUGUGGUUCUUAUGCUUAUUGUGAAAUGAACUUAACCUUUACAUGUAAGUGUUUCCAAGGGUUCGAUCUUAUGAACCCGGAGCAGUUGAACUUGACAGAACGAUCAGGUUUUUACUGUAUGAGGAGGACACCGCUGAGCUGUAGCGGAAAUAGGUUUUUAGUGAUGAAGAAUAUGAAACUGCCAGAUACCAAGAUGGCGAGUUUUGAUCGGAGGAUUGACUUGCAAAAAUGCCAAGAGAGGUGCCUUAGCGAUUGUGACUGUACAUCUUUCGCGGCUGCGGAUGUUCGUAAUGGCGGAACGGGUUGUCUCAUUUGGAGGGGCGAUCUGAAUGAUACCCGGAUUUACUCCCUCGCCGGUCAAGAUCUUUAUGUCAAAAUUGCUGCUGUUGAUACAGGUUAG
This is a messenger RNA of Raphanus sativus (radish), 1197 nucleotides long. RefSeq names its product S-locus-specific glycoprotein BS29-2-like. The transcript is spliced from 2 exons. Gene Ontology annotation, biological process: recognition of pollen. NCBI's taxonomy places the organism in Eukaryota, Viridiplantae, Streptophyta, Magnoliopsida, Brassicales, Brassicaceae. The record is from RefSeq and is a predicted model, not a curated record. Bases 1 to 1197 code for a protein of 398 amino acids.